CGUUCUUCAGCUUCCAUCGUGCCAGCACUGCACGGUGAAUACCUAGCAACGUACCUCCAGACCAUCGAAAAGAAAGUGACCUCGCAACGCAGGGGUGGCGACAAGACGAUGCCCGCAGUCCUCCCGCUCGAGCUCUACGACGAGGCAAUCGACCACCUCUGGGACGAUCCCAAAGCGCUCGCGGCGUGCAGCCUCACCUGCCGCGCUUGGGUGCCUACCAGCCGUCUACACCUGUUCCGCACCGUGCGCGUGCAGAACGCAAAACACUGUGCAGGCUUCGCCGCCGUCCUCGCCGCUGCGCCCGUUAUCGCGCGGUACGUGCACCGCCUCACCAUCAGCGCAGAGUACGACGGUUUCGACCAGUCAGGGCAGGCCGUGGAGGAUGACGAAUGGGUGAACGACGUUGUGAAGUGGGUGGACAAGCUCGAGUGCGUGCGCACUGUCGGCUUGUCAAGAUUGAGGUGGGGCGCGCUGAUGCCGGAGACGCAGGAUACGCUCAUGCGGCUCUUCAAGAACGUGCGGAUGCUCUUCCUCUUUGAGGUGCGUUUCGAUGCCUCAAGGGACGUGCUGGACUUCCUGUCGGCGUUCCCGGUGCUCGAUGAACUGUACUUUCAUGGCGUCUCCUGGGCGCAUGAGUCGCCUGCUCCGUUGAUGCUCUCUGGACGGGAGUCACUAUCAAAACCGCAAAUCAUGGCAAAGGACCAAGAGCGGAUGCAGCUAUCGUACCUUUUUCUGGACCCACGCUCCUCACCAAUGCUGGUCACUGAGUGGCUGCUCAGUCACCCUUCAGAACAGCGUCUUCGAACCAUCCAGUUGUGCUGGCGGGAAAUCGACAACAUGAAGGCAGUCGGAGACUUGUUACACGCAAGUGGAGCGUCACUUGAGUGUUUGCUGGUCGAGUUCCCCGAUGGCGUACCAGAACAAGCUGUGCUAGAAAACGAGAUCAGCCUCGUCCACAACACCGGACUGCGUUCGGUGCACUUCGGCGGGCUAAACGUGCAAGCCUCACGAGUGUUUCUCUCCAAUCAUCUCUUUCCCUGGGUGACCGCGAUGCUCUCCCAGAUCCGCUCGACGCAGCUCCAGGAGAUCACGUUUGAAUUCGAGAUCACUACCGUGCGCGACCUUCUAAGCCUCGAUUGGGAGCGAAUCGACCGCGACCUGUCCCGUCAGGAAUUCAAGGGUCUCCUCGUGCUUUUCUAUGUCAGCUGUGAGGACUCGGUGGCCACGGUCACGAAGGAGGUGCAGGAGCUGAUCUCUGGCCGCCUUGGCGGCUUCCGCGAGCGCGGGACGCUGUGCGUCUCGUGUGUUUGAAGUCUGGUGGUCCCGCUGGUGGAGGCGGGAUGUCGGUCAGGAUCCGCGCCUGCUCUUGUCCCGCACAUUCGGAUAUGCGGAUCCUGCUGCCUCUGCACCGCCGCGCUUUCUGCCUAUGAUUUUCGCUGGGAUCUAGAAUAUAGAGUUAAAAGAAAUAGAUGCUUCGUUUCUUUUCAUUAGACUUUACGGACGUUAUGUGUAUAGACACAGGAGAUGUAUUUGAUGAUCAAUAUCCUUGU
Molecule: messenger RNA, 1550 nt
Organism: Laetiporus sulphureus 93-53
Lineage: Eukaryota; Fungi; Basidiomycota; Agaricomycetes; Polyporales; Laetiporaceae
Exons: 2
Coding region: 109-1311 (400 amino acids)
Source: RefSeq, a predicted model, not a curated record